AUGGAAAAAGUAGAUGAUACUAUUGCUGGGAAUGUUAAUAAGUGGGUGCUAAAUUAUAUUAAGAGGCAUGGUGGUCCCUAUGAAAUUCCAGCAGAAUAUAAACAAUCAUGGGAACUAAUGCAGAAGUUUUUAGAAAAAACUUUAUUUGAUAAAAAGGUUUCAGAGAACAAAAGAAAAGGGUGUAUUUUGCAAGGUUUGCUGUCAUGUUGUGUAAAACUAGAAGAAAAUGGUAAAGUGAAAGAAAAUGAAAUGUCACAGCUUAAUGCAACAAUGGUGGUAAAAUCUGAGAACUAUGAUAAAUCAUGUAAUGAACUGAAUGAUAAGAUUGUUGAUAUGCGAGUGCAUGCAGUUGUAACUGGUGAAGCACUAAUUGAAAAAGCAAAGGUGUGUGACACAUUAACAGAGCAGAAUGAGCAGAUGAAUGAGAGAAUUUUGGAAUUGGAAAGGGAAGUGGAUGAAUGUAGGCAUGUGACUAAUAUGGCUUUUAAUAGAAUGGCAGAAAGCAUGGUAGCUUGUAGUAUGUCUCCUGCACCCAAAGUUCCUAAAGUUGCUGAGUCUGUUAAUAACGCAGGAACUGGAGGUGUAGAUUUAAAACAAAAGCCAGUGAUAAAUCUCCCUGCUGCACCAACUACUGUAUUAAACCAUGAUAAUACAGGGGAAGUGCAGUUAGUUACAAAAAGAUUAAAGCCACAAGAAAUGGAUAACAUAGUAAAGCAAAUUGGGCAGGUUCCACAGCAGGAUUUCAAUUGUUUUUUGCAGUGGCUUUGCAAUUUUAAAAGAAUUACAGAGAUGUACAAUUUGACUGUUGAGGAUAUAAAGAAGGUGUGGCAGAGAGUAAUUGGAAAUGGUCUCUGGGUCAGGAUUGUACAGAGGUGUGGGCAGACACCUAGAACUGCAGAUAUAUUUAAAGAAAUAAUGUAUGUGCUUUAUGGAAUUCAUUCUGAUGUGUCUUUGUGUGGAAAAAUUAAACAGUUAAAACAGGAAUCUCCCUAUGAAUUGUCAGAUAGAAUUUCCACAGUUUUGAACAAUGUAAUUGUAAAUAAUUCUGGUUUUGAACAUGGAGGAAUGGUACACAGAACAAUUUUUCUAGAUGCUCUGGAGGAAAAUAUCAGAGAAGGCAUAUUAUCUGUAACUCCUAAUCCUUCAGACCUAAAUGAUAUACUCCUAAGGGCUGAUAAUUUUUGGAGGAAAAUAUUUAAAAAUAAUAUUUCUGUAGUGGCUUCAGUGAGAGGUUCUACGGAAAAAGGGCAAAACUAUCAUUGUCUAGGUCAAUAUAGAGAAAAAGACAGAAUUUUUAGAAGUGGAUCUCAGUAUGGACAGGAUCAGAAUUACAAAAGGAAAUUAAGGUCUAAGACUUGGAUUCCAUUCUCCCAAAUUAAAAAUGAGUAUGAGGAGUUGAAAACAGAAUAUAAUAAGAUAAAAAAAGAGCGGAAUGAACUAAAAGAACAAAUUGAUAAUCUUAAAGCUAAAUGCAGGUGUAAUAUGUCUACAAGAGUAGGAGUGGUAGAGUCCCCUGAUAUUAUGGACAUCUGUUCAUAG
Bombina bombina (fire-bellied toad) is the source of this 1539-nucleotide messenger RNA. RefSeq lists its product as uncharacterized. Lineage: Eukaryota; Metazoa; Chordata; Amphibia; Anura; Bombinatoridae. The record is from RefSeq and is a predicted model, not a curated record.